Messenger RNA from Grosmannia clavigera kw1407, 2217 nucleotides. Its product is annotated as kyphoscoliosis peptidase. NCBI's taxonomy places the organism in Eukaryota, Fungi, Ascomycota, Sordariomycetes, Ophiostomatales, Ophiostomataceae. The record is from RefSeq and is a predicted model, not a curated record. The transcript has a single exon. Bases 1 to 2217 code for a protein of 738 amino acids.
AUGGCUGAAGUCGAGGAGCCCCAAUUUUCAACGCUGGCCGAACGAAUCGCUGCUCUCAACAAGCAGAAGAGCUUCAGCUCAUCCUCGACCGUUGCGUCUGCAAGUCCGCCUCCUCGACCAGCCUCUUCGGCCUUGGCAGCACAUGGAAAACGGCCCCCGCCUCCUCCUCCGCCAGCUGCAGCCCCCAAAGUGCAAACUGUAGCCCGUACUGCCGACGAGCCAGUUCGCCCUCCACUUCCCGUUCGUCAGCCAACACAGCCCAAACGCGCUACGUCUUCACAACAUAGCCAGCCGCCCAGUUUGCCUCGGCGCCUCCCUUCGAACCAGAACGUGAAGCUGCUGGCUGCCGGCGGUCGCCGCCCGUCAUCGGACUCCGUCGUCUCGACUGCCUCGACAGCAACAGCGUCUCUUGCCCUGAGUCGGGUAUCGUCUGCGACGAGCCAUGGCUCUUCUGGAAGCGGCCUACGAAAAUUGCCACCAGCUUUCGGAACGACCAAGCUGCCGCCGUUGCCUCCCAGCAAGAGAGAGCGGGAGGCUGCAGAUCGUGCCGCGACAGAGAAGGAGGCUGUCGAGAGAGAAGAGGCUGAGUGGGCUGCUAGACAUGAAGCUGCAGAACGACAAGCCGUGUCGACGACGACAGGGCCACCGGCUCUUCCAAUGCGGCCUGGCGCGGGGUCCAGACAAGCGUCGGACGCUUCUGAUGGGGCACAUCCACGCCUGCCGCCUCGUCCACGGCCAGGACCGGGCGAUGCCUCCAAGCCGCCUCCUCUGCCAGCUCGCCGGUCGACAGUCAGAGACGGCGAGACCCAGCCACCGGUGCUACCAGCACGUCGGCAAACAGACAGGGCCCAAGAACCGUCGCCGCCGACUCUGCCGUCACGGCAGUCGACCGUCCGGUCGGCAAUUUCCCAGGGCUUUAGCUCGAGCAAGGCAGCUAUCGGAAGAUGGAGCGACAGGGCCAACCACAAGAAUGACGAUGGGGAUGAUGACACGCCGCCGCCAUUGCCCAUGGCUUCCCGCCCUUCUCGGGCCCAGAUCGAUGCUGUCGUCAGAGGUGGUGGGCGCAGCAGUGCAGCGGCUCCGGGCUCAGGAAACUACGCCAUGAAGGGCGAUGACGACGAGUGUCUGCUCUGCCGGGACUUCUCUGGGCCUGACGACUUGGCGGCACGCUAUCCGCUGGAGCGGCUGCCACGACAAGGCACAGUGAACUACCUGGCACGCCAUCUCUGCGACCCGUUUUCGUCGCAGACGGACAAGGCGCGGGCCAUCUUCACAUGGUGCCACCACAACGUGGCAUACGACGUGGAUGGUUUCUUUAGCGGAUGCAUUCCGCGAGGACAGAGCAUUACCGAGCAGAUCUUCUCAGGCAAGGCGGUGUGCGAGGGCUACGCCAAGAUCUACGAGGCGAUAGCGCGGGCGGCAGGAUUGGAGGUGCGCGUGGUGACGGGCCAUGGCAAGGGCUUUGGCUUCAACCUGGUCAAGCCAGGCCAGCCAGUGCCACCGCCCAAUCCGACAGGUCAUGCGUGGAAUGCAGUGCGGAUUGAUGGUGGCGAGUGGAAGCUGUUGGAUGCGUGCUGGGGCGCCGGCAAUAUCAGCGAGCAGCGGGCAGAGCGCUACGAGAAGUGUUUUGCGCCGGAUAUGUUCACCAUGAGCAACGACAAGUUUGGCGAGCGCCAUUUCCCGGCAGACCGCAGCUGCUUCUUCCGCGCCGAUGGAUGUGCGAUCUCGUGGGCUGAGUACGUGGUGGAGAGGUCGGCCGAGCCGCCUGUGGUCCUGUACACCAACGGGAAGGAAGACCAGUUCAUCGACCCCGACUCCGUUCAGCCGUCGAGCCUGCAAAUUCACGUCAGCAAUGUCAGUCGUGGCAGCUCCGGCGACGAUCUCGUUCACUUCUAUUUUGGCCGAACGUGUCCGCACUGGAAGCUGGAGACCAACGGCCGCGGCCUGCAGCCGUACCAAAUGUUCAUCAAAAUUAAGAACGGCGGCGCCGACGGCCGCUCCGAAGAGAUGGUCGAGGUGCGCUACGACAGCCCUCUGCACUGGUGGGCUGACAUUCCGCGAAGCCGUCUGGGCCCACCCGGGACCAAGCUUACGUGCUUCGCCUACGCCACGCGAGAUGGCCAGGACAUGCGUGGUGCCUCCAUGGCAGACUUCCGUGCGAGCUUAGGCCGUCACAAAGUUACUUUUGUUGGCAUUUGUGCGUGGGAGCUGGUGUGA